GCGUAAACAAAAUGAAGUAUGGACGAAUCCGCACUUACAAGCCAGGCAAUUGCAGAGCUCAUGCGUGAGCUACCAGGUCAAAACGGCAUUGUUUCCUAUGAACCACUUGAACGCAAAAUAAAUCCCUUAGGCAAACCAAAUAAAAAGUUUCUUGGCCGAACAAUAAACAGCGCACUUCGCCACAAUAAACGGGAAAUUGAGCGGACGCAGGCGAGUUGCAAGCAAAAGCUGCGGGAAUUGGAUGAUCGGUACGAGAGGCGCAAGAGAAAUGCUUUCUACACCCACAAUGCGAGAAACAACGAAUCAGCCAAAAGAAGAGGACACGCUAAUCGCCGCUCCAUAAAGCAAUCGAAAAAGCAACACAGGAGCAGAAGCAGAAGUUCCAGCAUCGAAUCCCGAAGUCGUAGUCCAAGUCGAUGUCGGACUCACAAACCAAAGCACAAGAAGAAUAAACACAAAAGGAAAAUUAAACGCCAAUGCAAAAGUAGAAGCACCUGUAGCAGUGAGGAGGAGGAUGUGAGAUCCCCGCUAACAGUCGGGGAUGAGUCAAAAGUGCCAACUUCUGCUUACUACAUGCAUUCAAAUAAUCUGGCGCUAGCCGUGGCCAUGGCCUAUGGGCAAGUGCUCCGUUCACAUCAAUCUCAAGUAAAGGAACCAACGUCACCCGCUUCGCCGUCAAGUGAUAUAAUCAGGGAACUGAUGUCAGACGAUGAGACCAAGAAAGACCAAAACGACCUUCCAGAAACGCUAUCCAUUGCAUCGUCAUCAGGUGAUGAGGUUCGCGACAUUGUCACAAUAGAUCUCAGUUCCCAGGAGGAGCAAUCUGUCGGCUGCUCCGAAACUGACUCGGAAACUAAAAGCAAUGCGGCCAGCUGCAUAUCUCUGAAGGAUAGCGUAAAAGAUGAUGACUUGGCAUCCAACAGCGGUAGUGAUAUUGAACUAGUUGAGCAGGAAUCAGAUCAGCCAAUAAAACAGCAGAUACAGAUUCGAGACCUGAGAGAGGAACUGGUGGAUAUUGCAGGGUCUAGCUCCGAUUUUGUAAACACCGUGGAUUUGACUGAGGAUUAGCAUAUUUAUUCUAAGCGAAAAGCGUCUAUCGAUGGUACAAAAAUGUUGUGAACAUAAUUUAUAUUGUUGAAUGCUAAACAGCUUAUCUUAAUAAAAAAAAAAAUAUAUAUUUAAUAUAUUAAAGACAAUAUCUGCAUUAACCAG
Molecule: messenger RNA, 1212 nt
Organism: Drosophila grimshawi
Lineage: Eukaryota; Metazoa; Arthropoda; Insecta; Diptera; Drosophilidae
Exons: 2
Coding region: 19-1068 (349 amino acids)
Source: RefSeq, a predicted model, not a curated record